Xenopus tropicalis (tropical clawed frog) is the source of this 2681-nucleotide messenger RNA. Its product is annotated as protocadherin gamma-C5. The record is from RefSeq and is a predicted model, not a curated record. Lineage: Eukaryota; Metazoa; Chordata; Amphibia; Anura; Pipidae. The coding region runs from base 162 to 2681 and encodes 839 amino acids. The transcript has a single exon. Gene Ontology annotation, cellular component: plasma membrane; membrane. Gene Ontology annotation, molecular function: calcium ion binding. Gene Ontology annotation, biological process: homophilic cell-cell adhesion; cell adhesion.
CACUGGCUAACAAAGAAAAACUGCUGUCACUAAAAAAAAAAAAGAAUUCCAAGGAUAUUCGUAAGAAAAACAAAAGGAUUACUUUGGUCUAAGGAUCUACAUGUUAAGGGAAGAAUUAUGGCUUUUUAAAAGGAUCAUUUUUACCUAAAAGCAUCCAAGAUAUGGACUUUCAGAGCUCAGGAAAGGAUUGGAAAUGGCAAGUAGUAUAUUUCUUUUUCCUAUAUAGCUGGGGCUGGGUUUCAGGGCAGCUUCGAUAUUCUAUUGCAGAGGAGUCAGAGCCAGGAACAUUGGUAGGGAAUGUGGCUAGGGAUCUAGGAUUAAACCUGGCAGAUAUUGUGAAACGCAGGCUGAUUUUGGAAUCUGAUAGAAAUUACAGAUAUUUUAUCAUUGACCAGAAUACUGGAGCUUUGAUUGUUAAAGACAGGAUUGACCGGGAAACCCUGUGUGAUUCCAUUAUACCCUGUUUAUAUCCUUUAGAGUUAAACAUUGAAAAUCCUUUUGAACUGUUUAGUAUUGAAAUAGAAAUAUUGGAUGUUAAUGAUAAUUCUCCCACUUUUUCAACAUCUGACCAAGUAAUUGCAAUCACAGAGCUAAUUACUAAUCCAGGUGUUAGAUUUCCUUUAGUUACUGCUCAGGAUGCAGAUGUUGGAAUCAAUGGUGUGAGCCAGUAUAAGAUAAACCCAAGCCCUUGGUUUUCUUUGUCUGUUAAGAAUCGAAACGAUGGAACGCUCAUUGCAGAAUUAGUACUGGAAAAAACCUUAGAUAGGGAGGAAAAGGGACAGCAUUCUUUACUGCUAACUGCAGUGGAUGGUGGAGAAAAACCAAGGUCCGGUUCUACCCAAAUAACUAUUGUCGUCUUAGAUAUUAAUGACAAUGCUCCUGUGUUUGAUCAGUCAACUUAUAAAAUCAGCUUGGUGGAAAAUAUUCCUUUGAAAACUGUUAUUUUGAAACUAAAUGCAACAGAUUUGGAUGAGGCUGUUAAUGCUGAAAUAAGUUAUUCUUUUGAUGACCAUAUAUUGGAUUCAGCAAGAAAAAUAUUUGACAUAAAUCCAAACACAGGGGAAAUAUAUAUUAAAGGAUUUGUGGAUUAUGAAGUCACAAAAUCUUAUGAGCUAUUUGUCAAAGCUAUAGAUGGGGGCACACCAAAGCUAGAGGGGCGCUGCCUUGUCCAGAUUGAAGUGGAAGAUGUCAACGAUAAUAGCCCAGAAAUUAUUUUUACAUCUAAGACCAGAGAAGUGCCUGAAGAUGCUCCUAUAGGAACUGUUGUUGGGUUUAUCACUGUGAGAGAUAAAGACUCUGGGAGGAACGGAGAAGUACAAGUGGAUGUUUCAUCAGAUUUGCCUUUUAAAAUUCAGCCUUUCAAAAAUAGAUAUUCAUUGGUGACAAGCAAUUAUCUGGACAGAGAAAAGACUGCACAAUAUAAUAUUAAAGUUACUGCUUCUGAUUUGGGUUCUCCGGCUUUAAAAAAUCAGACAAUAAUCAUUUUCAAUGUUUCGGAUGUUAAUGAUAACGCUCCAGUCUUUGUUCAAUCUGUGUACAGUACCUAUAUAAAAGAAAACAAUGAACCUGGCACAUUAUUAUGUACUGUUUCUGCAGUUGAUCCAGAUGCAGGAUCAGAUUUUGGCAUAACUUAUUCUAUAGUUGAAGGCCAAAUUCAUGGUUCCCCCAUAUCUUCCUUUGUGUACAUCAAUUCCAAUAAUGGCAAUAUUUAUGUCCAACGACCUUUUGAUUAUGAAUAUUUUCAGAUUCUGCAAAUAACUGCAAUGGUGGAAGAUUCUGGAUCUCCAAGGUUAACAUCAAAUGCCUCAGUAUUUAUAUUUAUUUUAGAUACAAAUGAUAAUGCUCCUUCUGUAUUAAACUCAGAUGUUUCAGAUGGAUUUAUUGUCCGAGAGAAGGUUUCACAGUCUGCUUCUGCUGGCUAUUUGGUUAGCAAAAUAUCUGCUGUGGAUCUCGACUCUGGAUACAAUGCUUGGCUUAUGUACAGGAUUCUUGAACCAAUAAGCCAAACCUUAUUUCAGAUUUCCACUUACACAGGAGAAAUAAGAACAAUCCGAGGUUUCCAUGAAAUGGAUAUUGCUGAACAACACCUUGUUAUUUUAGUCAGUGACCACGGAGAACCAGCAUUGUCUGCUACCGUUACAGUGAUUGUAAAUGUAGUUGACGCCAUUCAACAAGAGUUUACUCACUCUCAGGACUUUAUUUCAAAUCCACCAACAUCAACAAAUUUGACCUUAUAUUUAAUCAUUUCAUUGGUCGCCAUUACUUUAGUUUUUCUUACAACUUUCAUCAUUUUGUUUGUGAAAUGUCUGAAAAGGGACAGUUGCAACACCAGCUGUGGAUUUUGCUUUUCAGACAAAUACCAGGCCAACCAUUACACAGACCAGUAUAAACCAACACUUUACCUGAAUUCAGAUGGAACCUUAAAAUACAUGGAAGUGAGGAUGGCUCCCCCAGAAUCACAAGCACAAUGUUAUCAAGCUUGUUUUCCUUCUACUACAGACACUUUUGUGCAACCUAUGAAUUUUACCCAGGUGAAAGAUUUCUUAGGUGAAUCCAUUCCAACCCACACAACCAAUACUAAUGAGGCAAAGCAGGUGAGAGAAGUGUUAUUAGAUUUCUUUAUUUUAAUAGAAAUUACAUUUAUAUUGAAUUGUACUGUAAACAUGUUUGGUAAUAUUUAA